AGUCGCGUCCGGAGGCUCCGCCGGCUGGUGCGGGCCGCUGCCAUGGCGGCUCGGGGGCGGGGGUCCCGGGAGGUGACAGGGCCCUUCCCGCACUCCGUUGCACUGAGAGACAAGCCUCUGAAAGAACCAAAACAUGAAGAUAUUUUCUUGGCCCACAGAGAGAAAGAAAAGGAACUUCUUGCACAGGCUAAACUGCUGAAGCUGUACAACCAGUAUCAGAGGGUGCAGGAGUGGCACCAGCGGAGCAAGCAGAAAUGGCUGCACUGCGCUGUGCAGAGGAAGGUGAAUGCUGCCAUGCAGGAUUACUUGGCAGAGACUGAGGAGAGACGAGAGAGACUUCGUGAGCUGCUGGAGGCAGAGGAAAGUAGGUACUUCGCUGAGAUGGAGGCACUGGAGGAAACAGUAGAGGAGAAAAAAGCCAAGAUGAGGGAGAGAGCAAAAUUCCUGAGAGAGAAGAGAGAAAAAGAAAGGCAAGAACUGGUGGCUGAGAAACGAGAACAGCAAUUCAGAGAACAGUGUGAGGAGCUACGCGUGCAGUUGAUGAAGAAGCAUCAGAAGGAGGUGUGUGAAGGUUGGCUGGCCCAGUUAGCUCUGAAGGAGGAGCUGAAAAAGCAGCAGAAGAAGGAGGAGCAGAUGUUUGCAGAGCUUUGGGAAGAGGACAGGCUGGCUAAGGAGAGGCACGAGGCAGCAGAGAUGCAGAAGGCGGUGGAAGGGAGCAGGGAAAUCCUGAGUGCGCUCAGUGCCCAGCUAGCAGAGAUCAGCCUGCGCAGAGAGCAGGCGAGGAGGCUGAAGGAGGAAGAGGCUCGACUGCUGGAAGAAGAGCAACAGCUGCUGAAGCUGGAGAAUGAAGAGCUUCAGAGGAAGAAAUGGCAGAGGCAGAAGGAAUGCAGGGAGAUGUUGCUCAGUGCAGCACGGGACAGGGCGAAUCAUCUCUAUGAAGAAAAGCAAGGUGAACUCGCCCUGGAGAUGAAGCUUCUGGAGAAAUCUCUUAAGGAACCCCAGAAGGACACUGAGGAGAAAAUAAAAAGAAAACAAGAGCUGCUCAAGGAGCAGCAGAUGUACCUGGCACACCUGGCUCAGCAGCUGGAGGAGGAAAAACAGCAACAAAGAGAAGUGGACAAGCUCCUUGAUGAAGAGAUGGCCAAAGUCUGGGCCAAGAAGGCUGAACAACUGCGUCUAGAAAAGGAGGCUAGAAAGAAGCUACUGAAAGAUGUCCUGAACACCAGGCAAGAGCAGAUAGAGGAGAAGUUGCAGAGAAAUGCAAAGGAGCGCGAAGAGGUUGCUCAAGAGAGAAAGUUAUUAGCUGAAGCAGCUGCAGAACUUGAGCAUCUAAAGGAAGAAAAAUAUGCAAGAAAACUAAAGGAAACUAAAGAAUACCAAGAGCUACUCAGGGCUCAGAUUGCCUCUCAACAACAGGCCCGUGAUGCUGAGGAAGAGGAGAGGCAGCGAGACUAUGAGCUGGGCCUUGCAGCAGAGAGAGCUUACCAAGAAAAGCUGCGGGAUAUUCUGUCAAGGCCUGAUGAGAAGCCAGCAAAAACCCAUCCCUUGAGAAGAAAACUCAUGUCCAGCUCUCCAGAGCAUCACUUACAGUGAUAUUUUAGCUCCCUCAGUCACCUUAAAAACACUUUAUAGGAAUGUUUAUGACUGACUUGAAUUAGCCCUCUUCCACUCUGCUGCUCAAAAUGUCUAACUGGAAAACCAGAAAAAACCCCAACAUAUUAUUUUAAAGGUUAUUUUUUUUCUGUAGAUUUUUAAUGAGAAAGCAUUUGACUUACUCUGUCUUCUCUGUAGUAUGUUGUUGUGACACAGAUGUUAGGUAGGCCUUUAACAUCUGUUCUGAGAGUUUGUGGAGAGCUUCAUCAGACUCUAUUAAAAUGCCUUUGAAACUCAAAAUAUUUGCAAAACUUUGUGAUUUAGAGGGGGAAAAAAAGUACUUUGAGGUAUUCAUUUUCUUGUUAACUAGAAAACGACUGUUUUAUUAUGGGCUGGAAGGAAAACAGCUGUUUGCAUGUAUCCUGGUAGCUGUUGAACAAUGUGUAGAAUAUCACAGUCACCAACCUCGUUUGUGAUACCUCCAUGUGGACAGAAUUAAUUCUACAGGGCUGAAUUUAUGAUUUUUGAGGAAAAAAAAGAGGGUUUACCCUUUUGAUGUCA
Molecule: messenger RNA, 2154 nt
Organism: Pogoniulus pusillus (Red-fronted tinkerbird)
Lineage: Eukaryota; Metazoa; Chordata; Aves; Piciformes; Lybiidae
Gene: CFAP53
Product: cilia and flagella associated protein 53
Exons: 8
Coding region: 43-1593 (516 amino acids)
Source: RefSeq, a predicted model, not a curated record